Theobroma cacao (cacao) is the source of this 1030-nucleotide messenger RNA. RefSeq names its product alpha carbonic anhydrase 4-like. Gene Ontology annotation, biological process: one-carbon metabolic process. Lineage: Eukaryota; Viridiplantae; Streptophyta; Magnoliopsida; Malvales; Malvaceae. Gene Ontology annotation, molecular function: carbonate dehydratase activity; zinc ion binding. The record is from RefSeq and is a predicted model, not a curated record.
AACAAGGAAGACAAACACAAUGAAGGGUAAGUGUUUCGGUCGCUGUGAACCCCCCACCUUUGCCAUUCUCUGUAUUUCUUCUCUUUGUUACCUCCUCCCCAUCUGCUUUGCAUCCUAUGCUGAAGUUGGGAAUGAAAUUCCAUUUACUUACACUGAAGGAACUGGUAAGGGGCCAAAGGAAUGGGGCCAUAUCAACCCACAUUGGAAACUUUGCGACACUGGAAAAUUGCAGUCUCCUAUAGAUCUUCUCAGUGAAAAGGUGCAAGUUCUUCCUAAAUUGGGAAAAUUGAAAAGGGACUACAAGCCAGCUCCUGCUGUUGUAAAGAACAGGGGACAUGACAUUACGGUAAGGUGGAAAGGGGAUGCAGGAAAAAUUAAUAUAAAUGGGACUGACUAUAAACUGCUUCAAUGUCAUUGGCAUUCACCAUCAGAACAUACAUUCAAUGGAACUAGACAUGAGCUGGAGCUCCACAUAGUUCAUCUAGGUGCUCAUGGAGAGAUUGCAGUUGUGGCAAUUGUUUUCAAAUAUGGCCGACCUGAUCGCUUCCUCGCUAGGCUUUUUCACCACAUAAAAACAAUGGGAAAUGAAGAGAAAAAUCUUGGGAUGGUUAAUCCGGGAGAUAUCAAAUUUGGUAGCAGAAAGUAUUAUAGAUAUAUUGGUUCUCUUACCGUACCUCCCUGUACUGAGGGAGUUGUUUGGACGAUUGUCAAGAAGGUGAGGACAGCAACAAGGGAGCAAGUAAGAGCGUUAAGGGAUGCCGUUCAUGAUGGAUUUGAGGCAAAUGCAAGGCCAACUCAGCGACUAGAUGAAAGACCAGUUUUGUUCUAUGCUCCAAGGAUGAAUGGCGGCUCUGCUUAGAUACAUAAAAAGAAAUGAAAGAGAAACUGCACCACAUAAAAUUAUAGCUCAUACUACUCUUAAUACUUACAUCAUUGAAAUAAUUUCGACUUUCUUUUCCCGCAAAUGAACUGAAAAUAAACAUUUCAGACUUCAUUCAGAAAAUGAAGAGCAAUUACUUUCAUUACCGAA